Messenger RNA from Juglans microcarpa x Juglans regia, 513 nucleotides. Its product is annotated as G2/mitotic-specific cyclin-B-like. Lineage: Eukaryota; Viridiplantae; Streptophyta; Magnoliopsida; Fagales; Juglandaceae. The record is from RefSeq and is a predicted model, not a curated record. Bases 1 to 300 code for a protein of 99 amino acids. The transcript has 2 exons.
AUGGAUUUUCUUCCUGGGCGUAUAUAUUCUAGCAAACAUAUGGGCCUUAGAAAAUGGUACAACCCAGUUCUCGGUGUGAAGGAAGAAUUGGACAAUUACUCAGAUGAGGACUACUUGGUUAGACCAACAGCAAUUUUUGUAGCCUGCAAGUAUGAGGAGAUUUUUGUUCCUCUUGUGGAGGAUCUUGUUCUGAUAUCAGAUAAGGCAUAUACAAGGGAAGAAGUUAUCGAUAUGGAGAAAGUAAUUGUCCUUUUGAUAGAGGAAGAGGAGGAAAUCGUGCGGGGUCUUGGAAUGCUAUAGUUUUAAUGGACGAACAAGGCCCUCAGCGUAAAGCAAAGGGAGUUGCGAUUAGGUUGCCACAGCUCAUCAUUUUAGUCAUAUUUUCCCAGUAUAUACCUCACUUGAUGCGUGGUGAGACGUAUGUCUUCGACAGCUUUGUUGUUAUAUUCUUGGUGGGGAUUAUUUGGAUUUAUGCUGACCUGCUCAACGUUGGUGGGGCUUACAACUAAAACC